Messenger RNA from Colletotrichum acutatum, 1688 nucleotides. Its product is annotated as tat pathway signal sequence. The transcript has 2 exons. Gene Ontology annotation, molecular function: 1-alkyl-2-acetylglycerophosphocholine esterase activity. Bases 357 to 1514 code for a protein of 385 amino acids. The record is from RefSeq and is a predicted model, not a curated record. Lineage: Eukaryota; Fungi; Ascomycota; Sordariomycetes; Glomerellales; Glomerellaceae.
GAUUGUACGUGAAUGACACUUACCUUGCCGAAGAUCCCGGCGACAGUCAGUCGCAUAUGGAAAAGGGACGAUUGCUUUUCGGACAUGACAUAGCUUGCCCGGAGAAAGUCUCCUUGCCGGGCGGCUGCAUACGUGGGAGGAACUUUGGUCCAACCCCAUAUGAAGAUCAUCAUACAGUCAGCAUAGAAGAAUGACUUUACUGAUCAUGUGCACUAUCCCAGACGCCAAUGUCAGCAUUCCAUCUGCGGCUCAGAUGACCUGGCAGCCAAUGCAUAGCCAGAAUUCAGCGUAUAUCUAGACAGUCGUAAGCGUAUCAAGCAUCGUGUACUUGUAAAAUAUCUACCGGGAACACAGGCAUGUUGUUCUUAAUCUUUUAUACAUUCGCAUUAAUGGCCUCAGCAGUCGUCAUCCCAGAUCCCCUCGGCCCAUAUCCCGUCGCCUUGCGGGUGAAAGCCUUCGAAGAUGCAACACGAUGGGAUCCUCACGCCCCUCAAGACCAGUCUGAGAAGCGUAGAGUUAUGGUCUCCGUCCAUGUUCCCCUGAAGAAGGAAGCCGCCUGUUCCAUCGAAACCGUUCCCUACGUGCCGCCUACUACAGCAUUCGCCCUUGGUCAAGGGGCCGCGACUCUGUUUGGGCUGCCGGACACCAUCUUCUCCGGGAUGGAGCUCGAGUUCUGCAACAUCGAUACGACUUGCGCCGGGCCCGAGAAAGGUGACAAGUACCCUCUCGUCCUCUUCUCACACGGACGAGCUAGCUCAAGGCUUGCGCAUGGCGUGCUGGCACGGUCUCUUGCUAGUUACGGAUACAUCGUCGUCGCUCUGGACCAUACAUACGAUGCCGCGAUCGUCGAGUUCCCUGAUGGAAGCAUCAGAUUUGCGGAGAAUGCAACGAAUAACGACACGACGUACGUUGAGAGCCUUCUUGAGAGUCGUCAGAAAGAUGUCUCUUUCAUAAUCGACCAGCUUCUGGACCCUUCAGUAGCUACGCCGCUACUCGCUGGGACACAGGCCUCCAUCAACCCAGAGAAGAUCUUCAUUGCCGGUCACUCCUUCGGGGGCGCCACAGUAGCUUCUUCUCUCUACGCUGAUGACCGAAUCCUUGGCGGCCUCAAUUUUGACGGCCAGAUGGUCGGACCUGUCCAGACCGAGGGCACCGACAAGCCCCUGGUGCUGGUCGGCACGCCGACGACGUUUGACUACAUUUCCGGCUGGAACGAGACCUGGACAAACUUUCGCGGCCCUUCUUUGAUGUUGGUCGUCAAUGGAACAACCCACAUGUCUUUCUUUGACGCUCCGCAACUUCCGGCCGUCAAGGCUUUGCCCGCAAAGUACUCUGAUCUCAUCAAGCAGGUGUUGGGAACCAUCGAUGGCGAUUUAUUGGCCAAGAUUGAAAUUGAGCUCUUGCGGAGGACACUGGACUUUGUCUUGGAGAAUAAGAGAGAGGCAUUAUGCAACAUUGUGAGCGUCAGCCCCGAUGUUGGCCAGCUGCGAGUCAAGAAUCUGAAGUGCUCUUAAACGAGUGCAAGUACUGCCGGGAGAGAGACUCGCCACUCUGUGCUUUUACAAACCCUACUCAGUAGAACAAAACUUUUUCUCCUCAAAUCGGUUAUUGACUUUACUCAUUCAAGCACACAGCACGUCGGACUUCGUUGUUUCGGUAAGUAUGUUAGGUUGCGAUCGUAAGUGGCU